AUGAAGAUCUCUACUACUCUCUCUAUACUACCUGGCUCUUCAUCAAGUCUCUGGACAACCGUGCAUUCGGUUGGCACAUUCAAUGUCGCCUGUUCAUUUGCAGCACUUUGGGCCUUUGUCAAAGUUCUAAGGGCACUCCGCUGGCGAUUGAAGACGACUCAACUGCGGGGUCCACCUCGUUCCAGCAUCGUAUAUGGCGUUUCGAACGACCUCGUCUCAUCUACAGAUACUGCUGCAAUGUAUGAACGUUGGGCGGACGAAUAUGGGGUAGUAUAUAUGAUUCCGAGCGUCCUCGGGCAGACUAAAAUCGUGCUGUGUGACCCAAAAGCUAUAGCACAUUUUUAUGCCCGAGAGACAUGGACCUAUGUACAGACGCCCCUUGCGUCAGUUUUCCUAGAGGGCUUUAUCGGCAGAGGGCUACUAUGGGCUCACGGUGAAAGCCACAGGAGGCAGCGGAAGGCCCUCACGCCAGCUUUUAGUAACGCAGCUAUUCGGAAACUCACAACCGUGUUUUAUGACUCAGCAUACAAGGUCAAGGGUGCAUGGGAUACCUCUAUAGAAUCGAGCAAGGAUGGCAAUGCGGUCAUUGAAGUCCAGAACUGUCUAGAUACGAUUGGCAUCGCCGGUUUCUCCCAUGAUUUUGGCUCGCUCGAUGGGAAGCACGCUACCGUGACCGAAGUGUUUGAUACGUUCGGGAACGAUUCACAGGCCUCAGCGGUGAACAAGGUUUUUAUUUUGCUCGCGGAAGUAUUUCCUACCAUCGUCAAGAUUCCCACUAAGCGGACGAUUCUGACCAAGAAACUUGGCGUAACCAUGAGCGAAAUAUCCAACAAAUUGUUGAUUCGCAGUCGCCAGGAGAAGGGCGCAAACAUAAACGAGGCAGAAGAGGAAAAUCCCUUCAUUUACGUCACGACAACAGUCAAAGCCGAAGGUCAGGAUGCCGAGCUUCGCCUGUCCGAGGAGGAAGUAGUUGCUCAGGUCCGUGGAGACUAUUCUAGCGACGAAUUUCAAGCUAACGUCAUGCAGAUGAAGGUCUUGCUUGUCGCAGGUUAUGAGACGACAUCCGUCAGUCUUACGUAUUCAUGGAAUCAUCAGUGGGCACUGAUCGAACUAUCGCGACACCUCGAUGUCCAAACCAGACUCAGAGAGGAACUGCUUGCGUUUGGUGCUGAUCCGACAUAUGACCAAUUAAAAGCCAACCUCCCGUUCUUGGAUGCUGUUGUCCAUGAAAUUCUACGACUCCAUCCCCCGAUAUCCGAAUUCGUUCGGCUUGCAGCCGCAGAUGAUGUUAUUCCUUUGGGUGAACCUGUGCGCACGGCGUCCGGGAAAAUGACCGACAGUAUAUCUGUAGCCAAGGGGUCAUUGAUUACGAUCUCAGCCGGAGCAAUCAAUCGCUCUUUCUCCAUCUGGGGACCUGACGCAAAGGAAUUCAAGCCUGACCGUUGGCUAACUGAAGGGGGCAUCAGUGGAAGGCCAAGGAAGUCCAAGACGGUUUUAUCGGUUCUGGUGAAGAAUUUCAUGUUUGAGAUGCGGGAUGGACCAGAUACUCAGCUUGAGAUUGCGAGGGGGAUUUUACCUCGUCCGCGGGUUGUUGGAGAGGAUGGUACCGGAGUACCUUUACGCGUUCGUCGGUACGAAUGA
Molecule: messenger RNA, 1641 nt
Organism: Suillus paluster
Lineage: Eukaryota; Fungi; Basidiomycota; Agaricomycetes; Boletales; Suillaceae
Product: cytochrome P450
Exons: 10
Coding region: 1-1641 (546 amino acids)
Molecular function (GO): heme binding; monooxygenase activity; oxidoreductase activity, acting on paired donors, with incorporation or reduction of molecular oxygen
Source: RefSeq, a predicted model, not a curated record